AUGAGGUCAAUCGUCGUAAAUGCCUUGGCUUUGGUGCCGGCCGUACUAGCCUCUGGCAACACCUGCCCCUUCAACUAUCCUGCCGAGCUCAACACCACCGAAAGCCAUCAAAUCUUCACUAUCGCAUCGAACAGCCCCGUAACCAACAACCGUGCCAUUCAGCUGAGAAAGAAUUCAUACCUCCAAGGUGGAUUCUUCGCAGGGAUCGAUGCAACGUCCCCUGUUCUCCUUGGCAAUUUUCGAGGCGGAGGCUUCUACAGUGAAGCUUGCAACGACGUCAACCAGCCGUACGACCUCGGACCAACGGGAUACCUAAGCGAACGCGACGAGAUCAAUGGCACCCAUCGCUACAAUGUUGGUUUCACAAAUGCCACCAUCUGGCCCGGUAAGGUCGAGCGGUCGUGGUAUCUGUUAGGCGGCAGCUCGGACGGCACAUACGAGUUAUACCACGAAGAACCACUCGAAGUCGUGAAUGGAUCCUUGCUUUGCACGGCAGACAUCGACCUCGACAGCGGCCCCUGGUAUCAGCUAUUCUACAAUACUUGUAUGGAAGUUCCGCACGAGUUCCCUGGAUGCGAAUACGUCGGGGUGACGACGACGGUCGCUGCGACUAUCUACAAUGGCAAAUGUGAUAUUGCCGGCUUGGUUGCAUCGUGA
This is a messenger RNA of Anthostomella pinea, 657 nucleotides long. The record is from the annotation of a GenBank genome assembly. Lineage: Eukaryota; Fungi; Ascomycota; Sordariomycetes; Xylariales; Xylariaceae.